Messenger RNA from Rubroshorea leprosula, 2392 nucleotides. Lineage: Eukaryota; Viridiplantae; Streptophyta; Magnoliopsida; Malvales; Dipterocarpaceae. The record is from the annotation of a GenBank genome assembly.
UCACUUUAAUCUAAUCUAAUCCUACCAAAAGCAACCAUUUUUCUGAAAGAAAAACAAGCAGAUGUAGAUGUCAGGUUAGGGUUUUUAUAUCCUUCACUGUCUGCUCAUAAAAUUCCAUCCGGAUACAAGUGGACCUUCUUUUUUAAUGACCACCACGAUGGAUUUGAUGCUAGCUGAUUAUGUUCUCGUCUGCGUUGGAUCAGUGUAAAGGGUGGCACAGGUGAUUGUAGAUUUGUGGAAAAAUCAGUGUCAAAUAUGAGGGAUCAAGAAGUUUUCGUUGAUGGGACCUCUGUGAAUUUAGCUAGGGACGUUAGAUUGGAAGAAGAUGAGGAUGAGUUUCGAAGUUGUUGUGGAGAUGAUGAAGUAUGGAAGGAGACUGAGGAAUUGGUUAAGGAAGAAUCAGAGGAAGAUCUUGAUGAAUUUUCGGUGAAAAUGUUUUUCAAGGGCAUGUCUAUAGCUGAGGCUGGGGACUCUGGUUCUGGGUCAUCUGGAAUUGGGGUGGUCAUGGAGAGAUCAAAAGAUGUUCCUGUUAUUCAGGUACAAAAAAGGCUUGACUUUUAUGUGGAUGAACAUGUGGCCGAUUAUUUAGCUCUGAUGGAUGGUUUGGCAGAGGCAAUUCAGAACAAAAUCAGCCGUGUCUGUGCUUUCACCGAUUCUCAGUUGCUAUAUGAUCAGAUUACAUGUGGGGAGAAACUUGGGAUUCCACUUUUGGUGGCACUGAGGGAAAGGAUUGCAGAACAUACCAAUAGUCUGGAAGCCUUCGUUCUGAAGAUUGUUCCUAGCACUGAUCUUCAGAGGCCACUGCAAUUAGCCCAAGUCGCAAUUGGGGUUAUUUCUUCUCCUGUGAAGGGAGAUAAAUCAUUUGAAAAUUGUUCCAUCUGCUGUGAGGACAAGCCAGCAGUCAUGAUGAUGACAAUGAAAUGUUCCCACAAGUUCUGUUCCCAUUGUAUGAGAAUUUAUGUUGAUGGAAAAGUGCAGUCUUUCCAAGUUCCUAUUAGAUGCCCUCAGGUGAGAUGUAAAUAUUAUAUCUCCACCACUGAAUGCAGAUCUUUUCUUCCACUAGCUUUGUACGAAUCUUUGGAGACUGCCUUUGCAGAAGCAGAUGUUCCCAACUCGAACAGAAUAUACUGUCCCUAUCCAAAUUGUUCUGUAUUGCUUGAUCCUCGUGAAUGUUUAUCUGCUAGGGCAGGUUCAUCUAGUCAAUCGGACAAUAGCUGUGUUGAGUGCCUGGUUUGUCGGAGGUUUAUCUGCAUGGAGUGUGGGGUUCCUUGGCAUUCUUCAAUGAGUUGUGAAGAAUACCAGAGCCUCCCUUUGGAGGAAAGAGAUGCUGCAGACAUUACUUUGCAUCGGUUGGCUCAAACCAAUAGGUGGAGGCGUUGCCAGCAGUGCCAUAGGAUGAUUGAGCUUACUCAAGGUUGCUAUCAUAUGACAUGCUGGUGUGGACAUGAGUUCUGUUAUUCUUGUGGUGCUGAAUACAGGGAUGACCAGCAGACCUGUCAAUGUGCCCUCUGGGACGAAGACAACUCUGAAGACUUGGUCAAUCGUUCUGUCCAAGAAUCAGAACAAUGGGCAUGGGAGACUUUCAAUUCACUCCCGAUGAUCAUGGAUGCAUACUCAGACCAAGAAAGAUCACAGCUUGCUCUAAUUCAGAGGUUCCUUGCUGGAGGUUUCAGUCUGAGUGACCAUCACCCCUAUCAAUCUCCACCCCGCUGUACAGACUCCUAUGUAGAUGCAAUGAAGGACCUACAUCAGCUUCCUUGGCUUGAAAGAUUUGUCUCCGUAAUAAGUGACAACUACUAUGAAGAUUACAUCCAAUGAAGUCUAGUACCCACCAUCCCAAAGUUGGUUAAAUAAGCCAAUUUUCUAUCCAUUACAAGGCAGAGAGUCCCUCACUCUACUGUCUCUAUUCUACACAAACAUGCUGAUAUCAACACCCUUACAUUAAUCACAUGCUGGAAGAUUCGUGACCCUGGCAGUCGUUGCAUAAGAUCGAAGGCAAAGAUUUCAUGCGUGGGUAAUUGCUUUCAUCUUGAAAGAAAAGAAAGAGAUAGAGAAAAACAUUUUAUUAGGGUUGUCAAAUUGAAAGUAAAGUCAAUGCAACAGAUCUUAUCAUUUUCAGGUGGUCAUUGUUUUGCCCUCUUUCAUGUCUCAUCUCAUGAAGGUGCCAAUUGGCUCAGCUUUACAUAUUUCUGUGUUGGACAAUAGCUUUCAUUAAUUAACCUUGAACAGGUUCGAGAGGAGUGUAUAUCAACGAAUUUUUAGCAACAUUAGUAUGAAUUGUGUGUGCCAAGAUCAGUCCUUGGGAAGGUUUUGUUAGGUAAAUUGAUUUCUUUUUGUCUUUUCUUUUUGAUAGGUCAUUAAAUAGACUAUACAAUAAAAGAUAAUUUUUUUU